Molecule: messenger RNA, 8280 nt
Organism: Nerophis lumbriciformis (worm pipefish)
Lineage: Eukaryota; Metazoa; Chordata; Actinopteri; Syngnathiformes; Syngnathidae
Source: RefSeq, a predicted model, not a curated record
UUAAGAAACACAUUGCGUGUCACAUUUCUCACACCAUCCCGCACCACUAAAAGGAAUUUUCAUUUUUUGUAAAUUGCUGUUUGAAAUGACUUUUCUGGACUAUCUUUUUCUGCACAACUGAAGACAAAGUCAACUUGAGGACAAACGGGACUGAACAGCAAGAUGGCCCAAAUGGAUAACAAGCAAAGAAAAGAACAACAAAGGAAUACUGACAUGAAAACCCAACCAGAGCUUCUUAAAAGACAGACAACAAGGAUUUGUCAUGAAAAGCAUGAUUCUGAACGUGUUUGGAAAAGAGCACAAGGUGGUGAACAUGAAAUUGAAUUCCUGAGGACAAAAAUAUGGAAGCAACACGAGGAAAUUGAAAGACUAAAAUCUGAAAACUAUGACCAGACCCUAUGUAUAAAAACUUUGAGAUUGCAAAUGGAAUAUUUUGCAAAGAAAGUCAAGGAAAGCGUAAAGACAGCCGUAAAAGAAAAAAUGUUUCUUCAGAACUCUUUGACUUUAAUUAACAAAACGACACAACUACUGGGGACACAACAUAGUGCAAUUAAAACCAAGCAAAGCAGAUUAGAAUCAAUUAUCCCAAAUUGUAGGAAACAAUCACAGAAACAUAAGGGAGUACUCAAAGAACCUAAACCCCAGAGACAACAGUGGUUGAUUGAAAAUCUAGUGAAAAAUAGUAAACAAACAGUUAUUUUGACAAAGCAGACCAAGGAACAAUUGGAAAUAAACAUGGGAUAUUUCAAACAAGAAUUACACAGACAUGAAGAAAAUGUUUUAUACCUUAAAGAUCAAACUAAGCACAUCAAUAACAAGAUGAUUAUGAUUGUCAAUCUUAUGAAGCAACUUUGGCCUCAAUUACAAACACAUACUAAAACAAAAACAGCAAUAUUCACAGGAUUUAAACAAAGAACAAUUAAUGAAAGAACUAAGUUUUUUAAAUCCUUUGUGCUGGAAAACCGCGAACAAAUAUUUGGAAACAUAAUGAAAGAUACUGUAGAUAAGGGAAAGGCAAUUGAAGAACGCUUGAAAAUGUAUCCCAUUCACAAAGUGACAGCUAAAAUGUACAGACUGCUUUCUAAGGUAAAACAAGUUAGAAAGAAUAUGCACACGGAGAAGAAACAAAGUGCCAAGGACAUUGCAGAAGAACGAAAAAAAAAUAAGAGAAUGAAAUAUAAAACACAAAAAAUAAAUCGAGAACUUGACCAACGACGAGAGAGAAUUAUGCAAGAGAGGGAUGAGUUAGAAAUCCUCAAGCUCAAGGUAUAUAAACAACUAGAUACACUUGAAGACAAGGGUUUGAUGCAAACAAUGGCUGUGAUGAACACUCCUCAUUGCUGUAAAGCAGAAGAAGUACACCUUCAGAAAAUGACAAGGAUAUCAGAUGAGACGAUUACUACUCAGAACAUUGCAUGGAAAUUUAGAAGCUCUUCAAUCAAAAAUCCCUCUUCUGCAAUUCCAUAUGAACUUAAAGAAGACAUGUGUAAGACAAACAAAGACUCCUUCAACAAAAUAACAAAUAAAGUUGAACAAGAUGACAUGCCAGUAAAUUGGAAUGAAAUGGAUGACAAAACAGGUAUUGUUCGUGAUUUGAUAACAGAAGAGGAUCACAUUAACAAUGAAAUACAUAAACUGAUGGAGCAAGAACAACAACUGCAAAAGACAAUCAAUCAAUCAAUAGGGGGCAUGGGGACAUUUUAUUGUGAGAUUAACAAAAUCAUAAUGGAAAUAAAUCACCUGCAAGGCCAUAUGCAAAAGACUAAAAAUAAAGCACAGAAUCUAAUAAACACAGAUCCAAGGGAAGAAAAAAGUGUUGCUCAAAAAGAAAAUAAGGAAAAAAGUAAAAAAAUUGAUAUUUUAAAAGGAUUUGAAACUAAGCUCAGAAGGCAAGGCCUUGAAUUUCAAUCAUGUUCCAUUGAGAAAAGAGAUGACCCGAAUGUAUCAAAUAACUUAGGGCAAACGCAAGCAACAAAAUCUAUCAGAAAAGAAAAUGAUAAAAAAAGAGAGGAGUCUAAAUCUGCCAAGAUAAAAAAUACAACAGAUGUGGAGAAGCUACAUACAAGUAAGACUAACUCUGAGAUAGAAAGAAUACUGCAUGUCAAAGACAAAAAGACGAUGAGAAAACUGCAAUCCGAGAAGAAGGUGUUGCAAUAUCCUUUUAGAACUUGUAUACAGUCAAUGGAAAGAGUGGCAGAUGACUUGAAGACAAAGUUUAAGAAGAAACUUGAAGACGUUGACAAAAAAGUUGUCAUUAUAGAAGAGAGAAUUAAAAGUAUGCCAAAAAUGUUGCUUGAAUUGAAGCAUAUGCUGGAAGAAUGUAAUCAAGGAAGGGAUCAUAUUUUAAUCAACAACGAACUAAUACUGGAAGGAAAGAUCUGGCUGAACAACUUGCUUUCAAACAUGAUGACAGAAACAGAAAAAAUAAAGCAUCUGAAGACAAACCUCUUGGGAGAAAAACAAGACCUGGACAAACUGAAGAACGAUGUUAAACAAGAGAAAGAAUACAUGAGCAAAGCUAAUAGGCUUAUGAGUAAAGACAAACUGGAGCUGAACUUGAUUAAGUCCGAUAUGCAAAAACAAUUGAUCACAUUGAAAGAGAAAGAAAGCUUGAUUAAACAGAGAUACAUUGACCUUGAAAUAAAAGAACAAGAGGUCAUAAAGAAUACAACAGGACUGGAAACAAUAGGUGAAAAGUUGAAAAAGGGCAUUGAACAAAUUCAUCAGCUAAACAUUGAUAUUAUGUCAAAAACAGAAGAAGUAAAUGAUAACAGAUGUGCAAUGGAACAGCAAAAUAGGGACUUAUAUGUUAACAGACAAGAACAUUGUCAAAGGAGUAAAGAGUUUGAAUUUGCCAGAACCAGAAUAAGUGCAGAGCUGGAAAAGCUACUUACAAUGCAGGUUUAUUUUGAAACUGAAAAAUUACUGCAUGCCAAAGACAAGGAGACAAUAGAACAACUGCAAUCUGAGCAGAAGGUGUCGCAAGAUCACUUUAGGUCUUGUAUACUGUCAAUGGAAAGAGUGAGAGAUGAUUUAAAGGCAAAGUAUGAAAAGAAACUUGAAGACAUUGACGAAAAGGUUGUCAAAUUAGAAGCGAAAAAUGAAAGUACGCCGAAAUUGUUGCUUACAAUAAAGCACAUGCUGGAAAAUAGUAAUCAAGGCAGAGAUCAAAUAUCAAUCAACAACAAACUAAUAGUAGGAGGAAAGAUUCAGCUGGACACUUUGCUUUCAAACAUUGUGAAAAAAACAGCAGAAACAAAACAUCUGAAAACAAAAUUCUUGGUGGAAAAACGAAACCUGGACAAACUAAAGAACAACAUUAAACAAGAGAGAGCAUACCUGAGCAAAGCCAAUAUGCUCAUGAGCAAAGAAAAACUAGAGCUGGAAUUGAUGAAGUCUGAUAUGCAAAAACAAUUGAUCACAUUGGAGGAGAAUAAACGCAUGAUUAAAGAGGGAAACAUUGACCUUGAAAUCAGAGAAAAUGAGUUAAAAAAGAAUACAAAGGGACUGGACACAAUAGCUGAGAAGAUGAAGAAGGGAAGGGAACAAAUUCACCAGCUAAACAUGGAUGUUGGGACAAAAAGAGAUGAAGUCAAUGAUAACCGAUGUGCAAUGGAACAGCAACAUAAGGACUUGAGUGUUCUCAGACAGGAACAUUGUCAAAAGAGUAAAGAGAUUGCAUUUGCCAGAACCAACAUAAGUACAGAGAUGGAAAAGCUACUCAAAAUGAAGGCUGAUUUUGAAACUGAAAAAAUACUGCAUGCCAAAGACACGGAGACGAUGGAACAACUACAAUCUGAGCAGAAAGUGUUGCAAGAUCACUUUAGGUCUUGUAUCCUGUCAAUGAGAAGAGUGACAUAUGAUGUAAAGGCAAAGUAUGAAAAGAAACUUGAAGACAUUGACAAAAAGGUUGUCAAGUUAGAAGCGAAAAAUGAAGGUAUGCCAAAAUUGUUGCUUAAAUUUAAGCACAUGCUGGAAGAUAGUAAUCAAGGCAGAGAUCGAAUAUCAAUCAACAACAAACUAAUAGGAGGAAAGAUUCAGCUGGACAAUUUGCUUUCAAAUGUAUUGAAAGAAUCAGAAGAAAUAAAACAUCUAAAAAAGAAACUUUUGGAGGAAAAACAAAACCUGGACAAACUAAAGAACAACAUUAAACAAGAGGAAGAAAUCCUGAGCAAAGCCAAUGAGUUCAUGAGCAAAGAAAAACUGGAGCUUGUUUUGAUAAGGUCUGAUAUGCAAAAACAAAUGAUCGCAUUGAAAGAGAAUCAACGCAUGACCAAAGAGAGAUACAGUGACCUUAAAAUCAGAGAAAACGAGUUUAGAAAGAAUAAAACAGGAUUGGACAGAAUAGCUGAGAAGAUGAAGAAAGAGAGGGAACAAAUUCAUCAGCUAAUCAUGGACGUUGUGACAAAAAGAGAUGAAGUCAAUGAUAACCGAUUUGCAAUGGAACAGCAAAAUAGGGACUUGAGUGUUCUCAGACAGGAACAUUGUCAAAAGAGCAAAGAGAUUGCAUUUGCCAGAACCAACAUAAGUACAGAGAUGGAAAAGCUACUCAAAAUGAAGGCUGAUUUUGAAACUGAAAAAAUACUGCAUGCCAAAGACACGGAGACGAUGGAACAACGACAAUCUGAGCAGAAAGUGUUGCAAGAUCACUUUAGGUCUUGUAUCCUGUCAAUGAGAAGAGUGACAGAUGAUUUAAAGGCAAAGUAUAAAAAGAAACUUGAGGACAUUGACAAAAAGGUUGUCAAAUUAGAAGCGAAAAAUGAAAGUAUGCCGAAAUUGUUGCUUACAAUAAAGCACAUGCUGGAAAAUAGUAAUCAAGGCAGAAAUCAAAUAUCAAUCAACAACAAACUAAUAGUAGGAGGAAAGAUUCAGCUGGACACUUUGGUUUCAAACAUUGUGAAAGAAACAGCAGAAACAAAACAUCUGAAAACAAAACUCUUGGUGGAAAAACAAAACCUGGACAAACUGAAGAACAACAUUAAACAAGCGAGAGCAUACCUGAGCAAAGCCAAUAUGCUCAUGAGCAAAGAAAAACUAGAGCUGGCCUUGAUGAAGUCUGAUAUGCAAAAACAAUUGAUCACAUUGGAGGAGAACCAACGCAUGAUUAAAGAGGGAAACAUUGACCUUGAAAUCAGAGAAAAAGAGUUAAAAAAGAAUACAAUGGGACUGGACACAAUAACUGAGAAGAUGAAGAAGGGAAGGGAACAAAUUCACCAGCUAAACAUGGAUGUUGGGACAAAAAGAGAUGAAGUCAAUGACAACCGAUGUGCAAUGGAACAGCAAAAUAAGGACUUGAGUGUUCUCAGACAGGAACAUUGUCAAAAGACCAAAGAGAUUGCAUUUGCCAGGACCAAAAUAAGUACAGAGAUGGAAAAGCUACUCAAAAUGAAGGCUACAUUCGAAACUGAAAAAAUACUACAUGCCAAAGACACGGAGACGAUGGAACAACUACAAUCUGAGCAGAAGGUGUUGCAAGAUCACCUUAGGUCUUGUAUCCUGUCAAUGAGAAGAGUGACAUAUAAUGUAAAGGCAAAGUAUGAAAAGAAACUUGAAGACAUUGACAAAAAGGUUGUCAAAUUAGAAGCGAAAAAUGAAGGUAUGCCAAAAUUGUUGCUUAAAUUUAAGCACAUGCUGGAAGAUAGUAAUCAAGGCAGAGAUCGAAUAUCAAUCAACAACAAACUAAUAGGAGGAAAGAUUCAGCUGGACAAUUUGCUUUCAAAUGUAUUGAAAGAAUCAGAAGAAAUAAAACAUCUAAAAAAGAAACUUUUGGAGGAAAAACAAAACCUGGACAAACUAAAGAACAACAUUAAACAAGAGGAAGAAAUCCUGAGCAAAGCCAAUGAGUUCAUGAGCAAAGAAAAACUGGAGCUUGUUUUGAUAAGGUCUGAUAUGCAAAAACAAAUGAUCGCAUUGAAAGAGAAUCAACGCAUGACCAAAGAGAGAUACAGUGACCUUAAAAUCAGAGAAAACGAGUUUAGAAAGAAUAAAACAGGAUUGGACAGAAUAGCUGAGAAGAUAAAGAAAGAGAGGGAACAAAUUCAUCAGCUAAUCAUGGACGUUGUGACAAAAAGAGAUGAAGUCAAUGAUAACCGAUUUGCAAUGGAACAGCAAAAUAGGGACUUGAGUGUUCUCAGACAAGAACAUUGUCAAAAGAGCAAAGAGAUUGCAUUUGCCAGAACCAACAUAAGUACAGAGAUGGAAAAGCUACUCAAAAUGAAGGCUACUUUUGAAACUGAAAAAAUACUGCAUGCCAAAGACACGGAGACGAUGGAACAACUACAAUCUGAGCAGAAAGUGUUGCAAGAUCACUUUAGGUCUUGUAUCCUGUCAAUGAGAAGAGUGACAGAUGAUUUAAAGGCAAAGUAUGAAAAGAAACUUGAAGACAUUGACAAAAAGGUUGUCAAAUUAGAAGCGAAAAAUGAAGGUUUGCCGAAAUUGUUGCUUAAAUUUAAGCAAAUGCUGGAAGAUAGUAAUCAAGGCAGAAAUCAAAUAUCAAUCAACAACAAACUAAUAGGAGGAAAGAUUCAGCUGGACAAUUUGCUUUCAAAUGUAGUGAAAGAAUCAGAAGAAAUAAAACAUCUGAAAACAAAACUUUUGGAGGAAAUACAAAACCUGGACAAACUGAAGAACAACAUUAAACAAGAGGAAGAAAUCCUGAUCAAAGCCAAUGAGCUCAUGAGCAAAGAAAAACUGGAGCUUGUUUUGAUGAAGUCUGAUAUGCAAAAACAAAUGAUCACAUUGAAAGAGAAUCAACGCAUGACCAAAGAGAGAUACAGUGACCUUAAAAUCAGAGAAAACGAGUUUAGAAAGAUUAAAACAGGAUUGGACAGAAUAGCUGAGAAGAUGAAGAAAGAGAGGGAACAAAUUCAUCAGCUAAUCAUGGACGUUGUGACAAAAAGAGAUGAAGUCAAUGAUAACCGAUUUGCAAUGGAACAGCAAAAUAGGGACUUGAGUGUUCUCAGACAGGAACAUUGUGAAAAGAGCAAAGAGAUUGCAUUUGCCAGGACCAAAAUACGUACAGAUAUGGAAAAGCUACUCAAAAUGAAGGCUGAUUUUGAAACUGAAAAAAUACUGCAUGCCAAAGACACAGAGACGAUGCAACAACUACAAUCUAAACAGAAGGUGUUGCAAGAUUACUUUAGGUCUUGUAUCCUGUCAAUGAGAAGAGUGACAGAUGAUUUAAAGGCAAAGUAUAAAAAUAAACUUGAAAACAUUGACAAAAAGGUUGUCAAAUUAGAAGCGAAAAAUGAAGGUAUGCCAAAAUUAGUGCUAACAAUAAAGCACAUGCUGGAAAAUAGUAAUCAAGGCAGAGAUCAAAUAUCAAUCAACAACAAACUAAUAGUAGGAGGAAAGAUUCAGCUGGACACUUUGCUUUCAAAUAUUGUGAAAGAAACAGCAGAAACAAAACAUCUGAAAACAAAACUGUUGGUGGAAAAACAAAACCUGGACAAACUGAAGAACAACAUUAAACAAGAGAGAGCAUACCUGAGCAAAGCCAAUAUGCUCAUGAGCAAAGAAAAACUAGAGCUGGCCUUGAUGAAGUCUGAUAUGCAAAAACAAUUGAUCACAUUGGAGGAGAAUCAACACAUGAUUAUAGAGGGAAACAUUGACCUUGAAAUCAGAGAAAAUGAGUUAAAAAAGAAAACAAUGGGACUGGACACAAUAGCUGAGAAGAUGAAGAAGGGAAGGGAACAAAUUCACCAGCUAAACAUGGAUGUUGGGACAAAAAGGGAUGAAGUCAAUGAUAACCGAUGUGCAAUGGAACAGCAAAAUAAGGACUUGAGUGUUUUUAGACAGGAACAUUGUCAAAAGAGCAAAGAGAUUGCAUUUGCCAGGACCAAAAUAAGUACAGGGAUGGAAAAGCUACUCAAAAUGAAGGCUACUUUUGAAACUGAAAAAAUACUGCAUGCCAAAGACACGGAGCCGAUGGAACAACUACAAUCUGAGCAGAAAGUGUUGCAAGAUCACUUUAGGUCUUGUAUCCUGUCAAUGAGAAGAGUGACAGAUGAUUUACAGGCAAAGUAUGAAAAGAAACUUGAAGACAUUGACAAAAAGGUUGUCAAAUUAGAAGCGAAAAAUGAAGGUAUGCCGAAAUUGUUGCUUAAAUUUAAGCAGAUGCUGGAAGAUAGUAAUCAAGGCAGAAAUCAAAUAUCAAUCAACAACAAACUAAUAGGAGGAAAAAUUCAGCUGGACAAUUUGCUUUCAAAUGUAGUGAAAGAAUCAGAAGAAAUAAAGCAUCUGAAAACAAAACUUUUGAAACAGCAGAAACAAAACAUCUGA